GGGUAGUCCAGCGUCAUUGGGCUCAAGCACACAAGAACUGGACAGUCAGGGACUAGAAGAAGAUUCUGUGGUCAGAUGAGUUCAGAUUUCAGCUUUAUCUUCCUCCUGCUAAUGUGAGGGUAUGCAGAAGGCCAGGUGAAGCAUUGUCUCCGGCAUGUAUGGUACCUACUGUCAAACAUGGUGGAGACAGUAUCGUGGUUUGAAAAUUGAACUGAAUUGAAAAUCUGUGGUGGAUUAUCAAAAGGUCUGUUUCAAAGCACAAACCAAAGAAUCUCUGUUAUUUGCUGACUUUGAUACUGACUAUGUUGAGAACUAACAUACUGAAACUGUCAACAAUUUAGUUUUGUUAGUUUUUCUCGUAAACAACACACAAAAAAACAUCUAAUUUUGUAUUGUCUGUGUCUGUAUAAUGCAGCCACACCUUUUGAAACACAAAAAGUAUUUUUCCACAAAUAUUUCAUGAUAAUAUUUGAAAAAUAUUUUCCACCACUGUAGAUUUGAAUGCCAGUGGUUCCACAGUCUCGAUGAGAGCCUAAUGCCACUCAUUGCAGAACUCGUCAGUGUUGCUGAAAGACUGUUCAGUGACUUGGACUGUCCACACAUAAAUCUGUACAUGACAGUACAGUACAGGCCGUACAGUUGACUUGCACUACCCCAUCAUGGCACCUUCAGUAACAGCCUCAUACCAUCAUUAUAUGCUACGUUCAGUUUUCACAUACUGUUUUUUUUUGUAACACACCACAGAUGGGCAGCGUACAUGGUGAGCACAUACUAAAUUCAUCAAUCAGCAUAUUGGCUUCUACUGUCUGCAAAUGUCCCUAUCAUCAGAUAAGUUGUCAGUAAUAUAAUGUCCUAAAUAUUUGACCUCAGCACAUUAUUUAAGGACUAUACCAGAGCGAGUGAAGUAAGGAAAUGACUCUGAGUUGGUCCUCUCUAAUUCUUUCAUAAUGUUGAUUUUCUUUGAAUUAUGUUUAAUGGCAAAGUCUGAGCCAUACUGAGAGGUUAACUUUAAUAAAUGUUGAAGUCCAGAGAUCCAGCCCAGAGUCCAAAUCAUCUGCAUACAUCAGGUGACUGGUUAUGGUAUUACCAACCACACAGUCUGUUCUGCAGCUAUUUAAUAACUUUGAUAUAUCAUCUACAUAGAUAUUGAACAGAAACUGAGAUAAUAUGUUCUCGUGCCUGACUCCAUUACUAACUCUGAAGAGAGCGGACAUGGAAUUGCCCCAUUUUACAUACAUUGACUGGUGUCUAUACCAGAAAACCAGGAUUCUCACUACAGGAACUCCUCUGCUGUAUAGCUUAUUGAAUAACUUCAUGUGAUUCACAUGAUCAAAAGCCUUAGAGGCGUCAAUGACAUACAUACAAAAUGUGGAAUUAUACCUGUUGAACAAAUCUAACCUCUUUUAGAGCAAAUGCAUACAUCAGUACCAUGUUUUGUUUAAAACCAAAUUGGCUGUCAGAGGUCAAACAAACUGUUCCAAUCUAUUCAAUGAAGUCCUCCCUAAGACCUUGGAUAAAAUACUGGCCACAGCUAUGGGUCUGUAGAUGUCCAGAUUGUGAAUUUUGACAGCUUUGGCACUAACACAAUAGAUAAAAUGGAAUUAGGAAGAAUGCUGUGACUUAAGAAGCCUGUAAAUCAAAUAUCAAGUAGGGGGCAGAGUUCUCUACGUGCAAAUUUGAAUGCUCUGCAGAUAUAUUAUCCAUGCCACAUCUAUUAUAUACUCUUUGAGUAUCCUAAUGGAAUCAUAUAUUUCUCGCGUGGAGACAGUUACAACCUCAUUACUAUAUAGGAGUUGCUUUUAACACAGUUGAACAGCUCAUAGUAACGUUUUUGCCACAACUGGGUAAUUUCCUCUACACCGUUGACACCAUCAGUGUUACUUGGUAAUGAUGCUUUACAGCUAUUCAUUCUUUUGAUUUAUUUCCAGAAAUCCUUGGGAUCAUGACUUUCUAGCUUGCUUGCAUUUUCAUUCCUCUUGAUGAAUCGCAGGGCACAUUCAAAUUUUGCCUGUUUCUUAAAUUCAAAUAAGGGAGUAUCUCUUUGCCUGCCUGCUUCAACCCAACUCUCUCUGGCCUCAGCAUGAAGGUCUUUUACAUAAUUGUUCCAUCCUGGUUGGGCUUUGUUUAACACAGGGACCUGCUUGAGGUACAAUAUUAUCAUAUAAAUAGCACAGUUCAAUUAUCUGUUGAUAAUUCAACAUUACUCAGUGACUUGUCAGAAUGGAAAUAUUAUCCACAUAGAUCCUCCUCAUUCAGGUUAGACCAUUCUGUUUCCCCCACAUGCAUAUUGUUAUCUACAGACAAGAGAGCAGGUAUAUUGCCUAGGUUGACAGUAAAGGAAAAGGGCACAUGGUUAGUAGAGGAAAAUUCAUAGUUACUCCUCUAUGGUGUCAUGAGCAUCAGCUGUACAGACGCAGUGAUCUAACCAUGAUGUUGUGCGCUAUGCCUCACUAAUGUCAGUGUAAUAGGGCGAAGUCAAUUUACUAGACAGAAUUCAGCUGUUAUCUGAGCAGAAAUGUAUGAAAUGGUUGCCAAAUUAUGAAACACCCAUAAUAAUGAAACAGUCCGAGGCAUUGUCUUGAAAAAAGGAUGUGACAUAGGCCAAUGUAUUAAGAUAGUCAUCUUCAUUUUGAUAACACUCUUAAGGUAUAUAUAUAUUUAGAACAAUUAAGUUUUUUACCUCCAUAGUGGAAUUUAAUUCCUUUUUUGUCAUCUCCCUGGUCAUUCUGUGUCAUUAUUUAUAUUUGUUUCUGGUCAUUUAGAUUCUCUGUAAUAAUUUGUUAUCUUCCUGCAAAUGUGUUGCGUCUCUGAAGUCGUUUCUAUUCUUUGUGGUUGUUUUGCAUCUUUGCAUCUUCCAUAGUUUUAGAUCUUUUUACGUAUUUUUAUGUUUUUAGAAGAAUCUUUGUGUUGAUGUUAUUUGUCUUUUUGGAUAGAAGUGUUAGACGCACUAGUAGCACCGUUGAGUGACGGCUCUGUGGUUAAAAAACGAAAUGAACCACCAUGUAUUCAGCCGCUCUUUGGCUUCUCUGUUUGACAGCUGCUCCUCGUGCUCCUUCUGUUUACAUUCUGCUCCGGGACCACGCGGCUGUUGCUGCUCGCCCUCUGAUUGGCUUGACGUCAACGCGAGCCCUCCCACAGGCGGGACUCCUACGCGGAAGUUGCUUCGGUGCCGCGUAAAAAAUCGAAAAUAUCUAUGUAGAGCGUGAACAAUAUUACAAGUAUCUGCCAAUACAUUAUUUCCUAGCGACUACCGAGUCGUUUAAGUUUAACCGGAACGUACGGAAAUCGGUGUUUACUACAUAAAACCUUCCGUCGACUCGGUGUCCGUUAGAAGUGAAUGUAACUCUCGGCUUAACCUGGUAAAUCACCCGUUUAUCUGCGUCCUGACGUUUAUAAAAAGCUGCUUCAUCGCAGAGAGGAGUAUAUGAACCCCUUUUAAACCAUUCGGCGUUGCUCAUUUGUAAAAAUCUCAGUUCAGAUUUGAACAUUUAGCGCGUUUCUGUUAACCGGGAACGGGCAUGCGCAGUAGGGGAGUCUGGCAGAUGCGGAUAUAAGGAUUGGCGCCGGCGCCACAGCUGAUGCAUUCAUUCAUUCUUCGCCGAGGAGGUAAGAGCACCGAGCUCUAACGCAUAGUUACAUUACUAUUUUAAAAAUUCUAACAUAUGUCUGGCUUCACAACCUUCUAUACUUUGCAGUACGAGCUUCAACUUUAGAUCCUAACCCUUAUCGAAGUGUAUUUUUUGUGUAAAAUGGACAAGAGAGGUAUUACAACCGUAUCUAGGUAUUUAACUUAUAUUUUACAGUAUUGCACUUUGUUACCAUUUCUAAUACUCGAUGCUUUAUCUCAGAUCAGUCUUGCAUUCGAUCCUAGGCGUGUGCUUAGUUGAAAAUCUGGUAUUUUGGUGAAGUUUGUCAGCACAAACGCUGAGGUCGCUCCUAUUUUUACAGCUCGAACAAAGCAGUUUAACUGGCUUGUGCUUUGUUGCACGUUUUCCCUAAAUCUAGCAAUGAUUUCGUCGUUUGUGUGUGAGAACUGUGGAUCCACAGUUUAUCUGCACAUCGGGGUUAAGGUGGUUAUAGUUGACCUAGUUAGCUGUUAUAGGGCUAAGUUUGCUAAUUACAGUAGCUCUACUUCGCAUCGCAGCCUCGCGGUGGUCUCGGUUUACCCUGCCUUAUUGGCGCUUAAUGGGCAUGAAAUAGGUUGAUAUUAACGCAUGUGGUCGUCGGGGGUUUAUCCUAGCUGUUGAUAUCAGUUUAAAGACUAUAUGUUUGGUCUGCAACGGUCGUCUACAGAGUUGGGAAGAGCCAUAAAUACAGUCAGCAUCAUGUCCAGACGCAGUGGUCGCAUCACACUUCAAGCCAGAGAUUCAAACACACCUGAUCAGACCGCCAAAGCCACGCUGAAGAGGAGGAAGUCCGAGCCCUCGAAGAAGUUACGACCUGCUGCCAAGAAGCAAAGCUAUGAAAUACAGACGUGUUGGUCGGAAGAGGGAGCAAGCCCGUGCAUUCUCAUCGAAACUCCCCACAAAGAGCUGGAGCCUGCAGACCCAACCAGCUUCAAGCAGUACAGAUUCAAGAAUCUCUUCAUCAAGGCCUCCCCCAUUCCUCGCCUCAGUUGGGCCAGUUCAGACGAUGUGUGGAUCAAAAUGCUCAACAAGGAGCUGAAGUACGUCCAUGACAAAAGCUACCUGCAGCGGCACCCCAAGCUGCAGCCCAAGAUGAGGGCGAUUCUGCUGGACUGGCUGCUGGAGGUGAGUGAAGUGUACAGCCUCCACAGACAGACGGCCUAUCUCGCUCAGGACUACUUUGACCGCUUCAUGCUGACUCAAGAGGACAUCAGCAAAGACUGCCUGCAGCUCAUCGGCAUCACGGCGCUCUUCAUUGCCUCCAAGAUAGAGGAAAUCUACCCUCCUAAAAUCUACGAGUUUGCCUACGUCACAGAUGGAGCCUGCGAUACAUGGGACAUCCAGCGCACAGAGCUUCACAUACUGAAGGCUUUGGACUGGAACCUCUGUCCAGAGACGCCCAUCUCAUGGUUGAAGCUUUAUGCUCAGGUUGAAGCUCAGAAAGAUGGAGAGAACUUCCUAGAGCCACAGUUCUCCCAGGAAACCUACAUCCAGAUCACACAGCUGUUGGACUUGUGCAUGAUGGACAUUGGUUCGUUGGACUACAGCUACAAUGUUCUUGCUGCAGCUGCUUUCUGCCACUUCUCCACCUUUGAAGUUGUUCAUAAAGUCACAGGCCUGACGUGGGAAAGCGUGUCACCCUGCGUUCGGUGGAUGAGUCCCUUCAUGGACACGCUCCAAUGUGAACCCAAACCUCAACUCAAGAACUUCCCCAAAGUUAAAGCUGAUGACAGACAUAAUAUCCAGACUCACGUGUCCUAUCUAGACAUGCUGAGGAGAGCUCAGGAGUAUCAGAUCGACAACCCUGAGUGUCAGCUGUCGCCUGUUGCCGUGGGAAUGAUGCCGACUCCACCUAACAGCACAGAGAAACCAGCCAAACCCUGAGUGAGACCCACUACCUCUCCCCUUUCUGACCUGAAGGCAGACUUCUCAGAGCAUCCUCUCGUUGGACGGGAUGGACAGGAUGCAGUUCGAAACAAACACACCUCGUGUAGCAUUUUCUUUGUUUUUAUUUCUUUUUUCUUUUUUUUUUCUUAAUGUAUAAACACUAAGUUCGGACUUCUUGUCAGUCUUCAAUAUGAAUAUUGUCAAGAAUAACAGUUCUUAGGCAGGAAACAAAAUCGUUUUUUAAUUUGAAUUUUUAUUCAGAAAUUGAACCAGCAGCUACCUGCACAAAACAGAUGUUUAGCCGAGGCUGGUGGAGGAAGGCAGCCAGCUGCUCUCGCGCUUCUCGUUUAGUACACAGGUUUUGGUUUGAGAGGAAACAGAUAAUUUUUGUCGCCGUAUCGUCACUGGUGCUGUUCCAAGAGUAGAAAUUUCAAUGCUUUCAGAUGGUGCUUCAGUCAUAUUCUCAGGAAUAAUGGAAACAAGGAGUUGUCUGUUUCAUUACAGUGAAUCUCAUUCCCAACUGAACCGGUGAACUUAGAGGUUUGGUCUGUGUGUGUGUUUUCUUUUCUUUCUUUCUUUCUUUCUUUUUUUUUUUCUUUUUUAAUAAAUUAAAAAAAAAAAGUAUAUCCCCAGCUAAAUUUAAAACCUGAUGCAGGUACAGAUUUACUCUGUGUUCUGGCCACAGAGGAACAAUGGCUUGCUCCUGAGCUACAAAGCGUCUCUGCCUGCGUGAGCCACAGCAACGAUCAGUCACUUCUGUUGUGACGAGGUGCUUUGAACGCACCUCAGCCGUUUGUGGCCCAGUCAUCGCUGCAACCAAGUUGCACAUUUCUCGUUACAUUCCUGGGAAACUUGACGAUUUAACUUUGUUUUUGUUUUGUUUUUUUUCUUCUCUCAAGUGCUUGUAUUUAUUGAGAAGCCUUAGCAUGUAAAGAAAACUAAUGUCUGUUCAUAUGUAAAGUUUUCCAGCAUUGAAUAAGCGCCGUUUGAUUGCCAAAGCCGCAAGCUAUUUAUGAUUUCACUCGGUGACACCUGUUGAAUUACAGUUCAUGUUGUAUACUAGCCUGUCCUUUUAGUGCCUUUUUUAUUAUUAUUAUUUUGUUUUAUAUAAAGUAAAAGGAAUUUCAAUGUACGGCUACUUAAUUUAAGUGGGGAAGGCUGGGAUCAAUCUAACCUGUGACUGUAAACCCCCCACAGUGAACAAACGGCCGCAUAAACUGUAUGUAGAUGUUAAAGAAAUAUGUUUUUGUACAUAGAAUUCAGAAUUGUUAUUUUUCUUUUAUAUUUGAAUGUUUUCAAUAACAUCAUGACACCAACUUGC
This is a messenger RNA of Mugil cephalus (flathead mullet), 6834 nucleotides long. RefSeq names its product cyclin E2 (gene ccne2). Bases 4266 to 5510 code for a protein of 414 amino acids. The transcript has 12 exons. Lineage: Eukaryota; Metazoa; Chordata; Actinopteri; Mugiliformes; Mugilidae. Gene Ontology annotation, molecular function: cyclin-dependent protein serine/threonine kinase regulator activity. Gene Ontology annotation, biological process: G1/S transition of mitotic cell cycle; regulation of cyclin-dependent protein serine/threonine kinase activity. The record is from RefSeq and is a predicted model, not a curated record. Gene Ontology annotation, cellular component: cyclin E2-CDK2 complex; cyclin E1-CDK2 complex; centrosome.